Messenger RNA from Nelumbo nucifera (sacred lotus), 1285 nucleotides. RefSeq names its product transcription factor MYB3-like. The record is from RefSeq and is a predicted model, not a curated record. Gene Ontology annotation, biological process: regulation of DNA-templated transcription; cell differentiation. Lineage: Eukaryota; Viridiplantae; Streptophyta; Magnoliopsida; Proteales; Nelumbonaceae. Gene Ontology annotation, molecular function: transcription cis-regulatory region binding. Gene Ontology annotation, cellular component: nucleus.
UACAGUUGCACUUGCACCCAAGAAGACUUCAAGUUUUGUGCAGUAAACCAGGUAUAACUACCGGUUUUUGGUAAUCCAGCCAUCAAUGCCAUUCUUAAGCAAACCCUAUCUCCCAACGGUUCCCUUAUAAGAGUUUGAUUAGAGGUUUUGAGUUCUCUGACAAAGAAGGCGCGUGAUGGAUGCUCAGGGGUGAUCUGUUAAUGGCGUUUUCCAGACAUCACUUCACCGGUAAAAGUGGAGUUUUUCUCUCAGCUUUUAUACUGUUUUUCCCUUUCUAUUUGAAAAACUUUGGCUAAAGUUUAGUGUGGCUUUCGCCCAUCGACAGAAAAAUCAAUAUCAAACAUGUUAUUUGCAGUAAUGUUUGUAAUCUUUAGACGGGUUUUGAUGUGUUACAUGAGCAUUUGAUCGUUUCUGGGUGGGCGGGUUGGGGAGGAGAGAGACGACGACGCAGAUAGGAAAAGCAGCGUCGCAGAGAUGGUGAAGAAGAACAAGGAACCCAGGAACGAAAGUGCGUUUGGAUCAUCAUCAUCAAAGAAGAACGUCAAGAGAGGAGAUUGGACUGCUGAAGAGGAGCAGAAGCUCGUAGACCACGUCAGCGUUCACGGCGAAGCCAAAUGGGGGUCCCUACCUGCUAAGGAAGGGAGUUUCUCCGAGGAUGAGGAAGAUUUGAUUAUUAGACUCUACAAUUUGCUCGGUAGCAGAUGGUCUCUAAUAGCAGGGAGAUUGCCGGGUCGAACAGAGAACGAAGUGAAGAAUCACUGGAUUCACCAUUUGAAUAAGAGGGUUUUGACAAUUACAGAGCUAAAUCAAAGGGCUGGUGGGGGUAACAGCAAUUCUCAGACUUCUAAUGUUCCCACAAGUGUUGCAGAGGCGUCCAACCUGAGUCCAGUAGUAGAUGCUUGUUGCCCAUUUGAUACUAUUAUCAGAAGCUCUGAAGGGUCGACGCAGAUGAAUCCGCCCUCCGAGACUGAGAGUGAGUUGUACUUGGACAUGGACGAACUCCUGGACUUCUCUGCAUUGUCUGAUUUACCCUGAUCUGGCGCACCUGGACGACAGAGAGUUGAUUGGGAGUUGAUGAAAGAUCACUACAGUUAAUUCAAGUACAGAACUCAAGAUUGUUGAAUGAAGAAAACACCUUUUAUAUGUACUGCAGUUAUAAUUACUACUUCAUUUUAAACCUCUUAAGGAUUCAUAAGUUCAGUUAAGGGAUGGAUUUUCUACCAUCAAGCAAGCAUUGAGACCAAAAGAGCUUAGGACUCUUCCACCUUGCUGACUUGCAGUUCAA